CAACACUAUACAUGGACGUGUUUAGCAUUAUUUAUACCACACAGCCCUUUUAACUAGCCAAGUAGGAAUGGAUCCGAAUCUCCUACAACCAAUGGACGAAGGAGAGUUGGGGGAAACUGUAAAUGAAGCGAACUCCACAGAAGACAACGAUGGUGAAGAGGACUCCUCAGAAGACAACGAUGGUGAAGAGGACUCCUCAGAAGACAACGAUGGUGAAGAGGACUCCUCAGGAGACGGUGAUGAUGAAGAGGACUCCUUAGAAGAUGGCGAUGUAAACCUCGAAGAUAUUUUGGGAGAGGCAGAUGACGUCAGUCAGCCUGAGAUUCCUGAUAAUGCUGAUCUUAAAGUGCUUCGAAUCUACAUGUUAGCUAAACUAGGAAAACUUGAGGCUAUCCUUAAGUUAGGGAGUGACGUCAACUUGACAAACACAGACGGGCUGACAGCUUAUGACCUGGCUCAGAGAGAUGAGGAAGGUGGGGCAGCUAUGGCUCUGCUGGAGGAGGCGGGGGCCAGACCACAGCCUACGUGUAAUUCGCUGAGCCAGCAAGUAGAGACAGAGCCCGAAGAAAACCUCACAGUCAACCAGAUUUACAACGCUGCCAAUCAUGGCGAUCCGGGUUUCUUACGUGCUGUUGUCUUAAACCUUGGUUGUGCCAGCAUUGAUGCUGUCGACACGGAGAAUAAAACAGCUUUGAUGCUCGCUGUGUAUAAUAAUGAUGUUGUUGCGGUGUCAACUCUUGUACAUGAAGGUGCUACUGUGAGUCCGCUGAUUCUGGACACCGCCAUGCAAUGGUGUAACGAAGAUAUGGUGCAGACGCUUCUUACUUCUUCAGACAUUGCCGCAAAGGAGGAGCGGCAUAAGCGUUCUGUUGAUGAGAUCAAAGAACUUAUUAAAUCAAGCAAUGCAUGUGAAAAUAACAACAUACCACGCAUUGAGGGUAGUCCUGAGACAACAGAAGGAUCUGGAAAUAUCGAGAACCAGGAAGUAGCGGAGAGUUCUGGUAACUGUGGCUUAAAUCAUUUACAGGACGAUUGUGCUGACAAUCCAAGCCUUGUACGUCAGAGGGAAGUUGGUGAAACAAGCAACAAUGCAAUAAACCCAUGCGAUGCUUCUAAUACAGACCGUUGUGACGGUAUCGAGAUGCCGAAUGUUCCUAGCAUUACUGACACGAAUCCUGACAACACUGACACUAAUCCUGACAACACUGACACUAAUCCUGACAACACUGACACUAAUCCUGACAACACUGACACGAAUCCUGACAACACUGACACGAAUCCUGACACCAAUCCUAAAAACACUGACAUAACGCCUUCUAGAUCUGACAAAACCACUAACAACCUUGAAACCAAUUCACUCUUUGAGUCCAUAGCAAACGGUGACGUAGUCACGCUUCAAUACCUUCUUGAAACACAUCCAGAUCUCAAUGCCAGAGACUCUAACAAUAGAACUCUGCUACACGCCGCCCUCCAGGCUGGUCAACUUGACAUGGUCAAGAUUUUAUUGACAGCCGGGGCUGACUGUAACGCUGAAGACAUUGACGGGAACACGCCGUUAAUGGUAGCGUGUGAACGCGGCGUUAGGGAGGCGGUAUCUCUUCUUGUCCAGCAUGGAGCAGAGGUCACAUUCGCAAACAGGAGGGGGGAAACAGCUUUGAGAACAGCCGCUGUACGGUCGGACCUCGCCAUGCUGUUUUACUUGGGGUAUCUGAGACUACGUUUUGGACAUAGGACAGCACUGUCCAGUAUUGGCAGGACAGCACUGUCAAGUUUUAGAAGGACAGCACUGUCAAGUUUUGGAAGGACAGCACUGUCCAGUGUUGUCCUUAUAUCGGUAUUAGCUGCCCUGUUUUCAUUUGUCUAUAUUGCUAUAUGA
Physella acuta is the source of this 1876-nucleotide messenger RNA. Its product is annotated as putative ankyrin repeat protein RF_0381. Lineage: Eukaryota; Metazoa; Mollusca; Gastropoda; Physidae. The record is from RefSeq and is a predicted model, not a curated record. Gene Ontology annotation, molecular function: protein binding.